CCGAGAGGAAAUUUAAAACGAAGCGGCGACGGCGGCGGCCCCGGAGGAUGGUACCUGCUGUGGCCGCGGGUCCGCACCGGGGGCUCUGGGCCCGGGCGAGCUCCCGGGGUCCGCGAUGGUGACGGAGCAGCCUUGAAGAAGGAGCACGGAGGCCGGGGACAGCCGACUAUUUGGGGGCCCCGGGAAAGGAGCGAGAGGAAGGGAGAGGGUGAAAGAAAGGAAACAUCGAUGUGAACGGAAGGAACAUCCAUGGGCUGCCCCCUACAGGCCCCCUACUGGGGAUCGAGCCCGCAACCUGGGCGUGUGCCCUGAUGGAAUCACCAGCGACCUUUCCGUGCACCAAAGGACACUCGACCUACUGAGCCACACAGGCCAGGACUGCUUCAGCUGUCUUGUCCUUCAGGGACCAUUGCCUUGAGCUGGAGAGUUCAAUGGCUGAGAGUAGGUUCUGGGCUCCGGACCUAGGGGCUCAGCUGGGGGUGUCCGGUUGUCUGAAAAAAUGCCGGAAGAGCUCACCAGAUGCUAGGAGGCAGCAGCCCUUUUCUGGAAAGUCCUUUUACUUGGAUCUGCCUGCUGGCAAGACUCUCCAGUUUCUGUCAGAGGCAAUUCAGCAGCUGGGCGGGGUCAUUGAGGGUUUUCUGAGCAAAGAAGUAAGCUACAUCGUGUCCAGCCGCAGGGAGGCGAAGGCAGAGAGCAGUGGGACGGGCCACAGGAGCUGCGCCAGCCCCAGCCCCGGCGAGGUCAGAGUGGAAACACCGUCCAUGGCUGACGCAAAGGGCAGCCACCCCAGGCCUCCCCAGAAACCCGCAGACUUGGUUCCUCUGAGCAGAGGGAAGGAGUUACUGCAGAAGGCCAUUAGAAAUCAGGGGAGCAGCAGCGGAGGCGGCAGCGGGAGUCCCAGCAGCCUCCUGACCAGCGCCCGCUCCUGGGGCGUGAAGAUUCUGCAUGUGGACGACAUGGUGAUGCAGGUGCAGCAGCUCUCUCUAGACGCCGUGUGUGUGAGGAAACAAGGGCCCCAGAAGCCAGAGGGAACGUGUCCCGCAGCGUCAAGAACACGGAAAGUGGCCAGACUGAAGGCGCCGUUCCUCAAAAUCGAAGAUGAGAGCAGGAAGUUCCGUCCUUUCCACCAUCAGUUUAAAUCCUUUCCUGAACUUUCUUUUCUGGGACCCAGAGACGCAAGUCCCUUUGAGGCCCUGACGCUCCCGGGCAGCUCGCGCCAUCCCAGGGGACGCCAGGACCGAGAGCCGCGCCUCCGCCCGGCCGCCCGCACCGCGCUCAGGAGGAAGAGGGGCUUCUGCGAGUGCUGCCAGCAGGCCUUCGAGGAGCUCCAUGGGCACCUCCAGAGCGCCCGGCACCAGGCCUUUGCCCUGGAAGCCCACCCGUACGCAGAAGUCGAUCGGAUCAUCGCCCAGCUCAGCCACAGCUUUGCGGAGAUCCCCUCCCCCGCCAGCCUCCCCAGGCAGCCAGGCUCCCCGGCUUCGGAUCGUGACCCUCUGUCUCCUGAGACUGCGCCUCCCGGCCAGCCCUCGUGUGGCCGGGCAGCAUCUCCCAGGAGGAGGAAGGGGGACGGUCACCCGGCCCCUGGCAUCCACCAGCAGGAUGGGCUGGCGGGCGGCCGGAAGUCACCAGCUGAACUCGUGGGGGCUGGUGAGAUGCUCGGACCAGUAGCGAGCUGCCAGGACCUGGGGGGCUCAGGUGAUGUUGCUAUGGACCCCCCAAGGGCAGUGCUGUCGAGAAGCCCCACUUCUCGCUGCCUCCUGACCAGCUCUGACUUUGCCGACCUCUCCUCUGGCCCAGACCCGGCACGCGUCGGCCACAAGCGGAAGGUUCGGUUCCCCAGUGGCAAUGCCGGGAAGAGGCCAGGGGUCUCCUGGCCACAGGCCUCCCUCUCUGUCUCCGGAGCCCUCAGCCCCUGCAGCACCGGGACCACCGAUGGCAGACAUCUCUUCUCCCUGCCCCUCCCAGGCCCCGAGUCCAGGCCUCUGACCUCGCCCCUGCCCUUGUGCUACCCACAGACCAGCCUCUCCCUCCCAGACCCCUUCCCCUGGCGGCCCUCAGACAGGCCAGCAGAGCUCUGGGCCACACAGGCCCCCUGGCCUGGAGGAGGAGAUGCCCCGGGCUCUGAGGGCUCUGAGGGCUCUGAGGGUCCAGCCCCCGGCCCCAGCCCUCAGCAGACUGACCGGCUUCCCAGCUUCUCGGCUGCUCAGGGCCGGCUGUCCGCCCACCUGCACUCAGCCGCAGGCACGUAACCCCCAGGGGGGCUGCAGAGAGCAGGCUACCUCCCCCUCCUCUGCCUUCGGUGGGGGAGCCAGCCUCUGCCAGCCCUGCCUCCCUGUGUCCCAGCACCAGCAGCAAACUGCUCCUGUGAGGCCCCAGGGCACGCAGCUCUUCCUGGGGCCGGACAGCUCCCAACGUGAGGGCCAGGGGCACAGGUGUAAGUUAUACCUCUGCUGACGGCUGCUCACCCAGCCAGGCAGCCAGAUACACCGAGGGGCAGCGCCCGGCCUCACUGAUGGAGACAGAAGGCCAAGUGAACAGCUGUUGUCAUGACCAAGUGCAGGGUGGACCGAUCGAGUCCUCCCACCCAUCCAGUCUUCAGGUGGAACCGAGCGAGCCAGCUUGAGGGCUGCCCUCUCUUACCCAGAUCUCCAACCAUGUUCCCCACUGGCAGGGACCUGUGCUGGGCUAGCCCGGCCAUAGCCAGCUGCCCACUUGCCAGGAGGCAGAGGCAAGGCUGGCACAGGAAGGGAUCACAAAGAAGCUGGAGCAGCAGGAACCCUGGCUGGCUUCCCGCCCUCCGCAGAGCCCAGGGUAGGUGUCCCCACCUCCACCCCCCCUCCUUUCGCACAAGCUUGUGGCUCUCCUGCUUUCCAAAAUGUUUGUCCCCUCCCCCAGCACCCCACGCUGUGCACACAGAUCUCAGGAACAUAUGAAGCAGAGGAGGGCUCGGCUGCUGCACUCACAGAGCUCCCUGCUGCACUGAGCGGGCCCAGCGCUAACCUGCCCCCUGAGCCCCAGACCUGGCAGAUGCCCUCCGGGCACAGACCCCCUUGGCUCUUCCCCGCCUCGGCCUGGGUGCCCACCGGGGUGCUGCUCCAGGGUCAGUGGUCCACCUGCCAACCUCCCCCCAUUUCUGUUCAGCCGAGCCAUUAAUCUGGAGAUGGGGAUGAGUUUGCUAUCGAUUGUUUGGCCACAUUUUUUUUAUUACAUUUUGUACUGUGGUUCUUCUCGCCCUUCUCUG
Molecule: messenger RNA, 3241 nt
Organism: Pipistrellus kuhlii (Kuhl's pipistrelle)
Lineage: Eukaryota; Metazoa; Chordata; Mammalia; Chiroptera; Vespertilionidae
Gene: DBF4B
Product: DBF4 zinc finger B
Exons: 13
Coding region: 432-2249 (605 amino acids)
Biological process (GO): regulation of cell cycle phase transition; positive regulation of nuclear cell cycle DNA replication
Cellular component (GO): Dbf4-dependent protein kinase complex; nucleus
Molecular function (GO): protein serine/threonine kinase activator activity; zinc ion binding; nucleic acid binding
Source: RefSeq, a predicted model, not a curated record